CCCUCACGGGCUCACACGCAGCGACGUACUAGGUCCCUCCCCCACCCUCCUUCGGCCAAUCAGGAAACGGCUCCUAGGGAGCGCGCGAGGUUUCCUUCCCCGCGCACCCGUUCUCACCGUUAAACGGCUGCGUCUCGCGACAAUCCCAAAGUGACCUUUUCCCCUCCUCCGGAGUUAAACGCGCGCUAGGGGCAGUGGGAGGGGCAGGACUGGCGAGGGAAAGGGGUGGGAAGGAAACGCACCUCUUUGCCCGCCUCGUGCACGCCCUGGGCCGGAUGCGCGCGCACCUGCCUCCCUAAAGAGCCGCUAUUACCACAGGGGCUCUUUCUACGCUUCUUUAGGCCGCAGAAGUAGCCUGAGCGUUCUUCCGCUUCCAACCCGACCCCACUUCCCUGUCUCUGGCCGUUAUGUCCCCAGCGCCGCCAGGACAUGCGGGGAGAAGGGGGGAAUAUUUUUGAGCUGUCGCUUCUCCUUUAAGAAAAAAAGCUCCGUGGGCCGCCGGAUGAAAGUCUCUGAAAAAAUGGCGGCGGUGGGACGGAGGCGGGGUUGUGGGGGCCGCUAGGGCCCGCCUUUUGGCGCAUGCGCGCGGGCAGCCCAGCCUAGAGCUUCCUGGGAUGUGAAGUCUUGUUUAUUGACCAAAAGCAAAGGCAGAGAGGACGCUGGGGAUUUGGGGCCACUUGCUUCACGGGAAAUGUAGUUCCUCCCUGCAGUCGGGAGGGUGGAAAACGCUUUUCAGGGAGGCGGUGUUUCCGUAUUAGGCCGCUACGCUGCGCACGUCGGUCCCAAAUGUUGAGCCAAUUGCGGGCUUGCGUGGCCUGCAGAGGUUUCUGAGAUUUUUUUUUUUUUCUGGUUUUUACUUGGCUUCGUGGGUGCUUUCCCGGCGUGGCUACAUCAUAGUCCUCAUUGACCUUGGUAGUGAGGGGUGACACCUCUCUGCGACUUUUCGCCCUGUGUCUGGCCCCCUCCCCGGAGCUGGGAGCCCGGGACCUGAGUCUGUUCCGUGGUUCUUCGGGCCGAGCUGACCCCUCACCCUCCCGCCGCCGGAUGCCGGGCAGCCGGGGCCUGGCUGUGGUCCCCGAUCCCUAGCAUGGUGAAGGAUGUUAGUGCGACUUGUGUGACCACCCCCGGGAGGCCGGAAAACCGCUCUAGUGUUGCCCGCUCCCUGGCCCCCGCCCCAGUCAGCUUCUGAGGUUUACAGGUUUCUGCAGCGCAGAAAGCGCGGUCGAGGGGGGGGGGGCAGUAUUGUUAAGGAUCACUUUUCUGUCCUCAGCCCCAGCGUGUGCAUUGAGCUUGUCUAGCUGAUGUGUCAAAGGCAGUUUCCAUCUGCUAGUCUUGUUCCGGCGGGCCGUGGUCUGGGUCUCUCCCAUAGCUUUCUCAUAAUAAGCGAUGAUGUGAAAAUAGUGUUCUCUACACCCACAGGCUGAACCGUCUGGGGCUAAAGCCUCCAGAAGAAAACAGAUGGAACUAAGAUCUGGGGAACCAAUUUUGAAUUUUACAUUAAUCAUGAAACUGAACAAGUGCUGAAGUACAUUUUUCUUUCCAGUAUUUUGACGCAAUUACCACUUCAGAUUAGACAAAUAUUUUAUAUUCUUUACUGCGUUUUGCACUUUCGUAAGACUAAUGUCAUUUUUAGUUACAAAAAUUGGCACGGUGUAAUUGGGAAUUUUUCCAAACUUUGCUAUGACCAGAUUUGAAACAGCACUGACAUCCAAUGGCUGCUUAAAGUAAUACAAAAGAGAAAUCUCAAAAAAAAGUCUUAGAAUACUUAAUGGACUUAAUAUAAUGGAAAAAAUGCAAGAUUCAAGGGAAACAUCAAUUUUUUGUAGAGAAAAGACUAUAGGCUUUCAUAUUCAAUUAAAGCAAGGAUUAUAGUGCUAGCGAGGCUAUUUUGUUAUUUUAGUAAAUUACUCAAACCUACUUCAGCACUGCUAAAAACAGGAUAAAAUUUAUUUAGUGGGCUGUUAGUACAGUCCUUUAUAUACUACCUGCUCAUACAGGCCUUUUGUAAAUGCUUUAUUUCACUCAAGAUGAAUAAACUCAGUGGUAAAGUGAAUUAACCUCAGUCAUUUUUUUUACAGGAACUGCUACAAGGUCAUGUAAACGGGAAAGGUAUACGCUUAAGCAGCUUAGCAUGUAGGAUUUUUAUCUUUCCAGCUUUAUUUUUUUUAGGCCACAGAUGUUUUUAUUUUGGACCACUGAAUAAACCAGUGCCUAUGAAUCUGGAUGUUAUGCUAUUUCCACCCUGCUUUUCAGGCGCUUGCAGUUUAUACAGGAAAGCAAGUGAGCAUGAUUUCUGAAUAAGUAAGCAAAGAUGCUAAAUGAACUGGAUGCCGGUUAGCCAUCAUGGGAAGUUUAAGGGGAGCUACUUCCAUGGGCCUCCACUUUAUAGGAAUAAAGAAGACUCAAGCUUAGUCACAGUGUAAUAACUAUGCUUGGGAAAAACCACAGGUGAAAGUCUGGCCUUUCCAUGAGUUCAACAUGAAUUCUAGAAUGUGAUAAGUGCUAAAUUUUGUAAAAUUAAUUUUAAAUCUUUAAUUUUUAAUUUUGAACCCCAGCCAACGCACUACCACAAUUUAAAUCUUACAGCCUGCCUUUGUAUAUGGGUCCCAUCUUAACAACUGUAACACAUCAGAAAAAAAAAGUUCAAGAGAGGAAGUGAUAAGCAAAUACAGGAACCAAAAAGGGUUCUAGAGGCUGCUUUAGGCUGUCUCACUCAGUUCCUUUGGACCGUCAUCCACACUGCAUUUUAAAGCAGUUCUUCCCCGUGGCGCGUGGUACCAGAGCAUCUUGGGCCCUGCGUGAUGGAAGAGUUGGAUGCACUAUUGGAGGAACUGGAACGCUCCACCCUGCAGGACAGUGAUGAAUAUUCUAACCCAGCUCCUCCCCUGAACCAGCAUUCCAAAAUGGAUAGCAACCUUGGCAAGACUUCAGAUCUCCCACCACUUCAAAGUGACACAGGUCCCUCCACGGUGCAGCUCAGAUCUACUACCAAUAUCCACGAGCCCAAUGUCAACAGGCCAAAGGAAUCACCAACACCUCCUAAAACCCUGGCAGCUGCUCAGUUGGAUGAGCUCAUGGCCCACCUGAAUGACAUGCAGGAAGAGACUGCAGUGAAAAUAGAUACCAGCAGGAAACACUUGCCAGACAAGAAAGAUCAGAAAGCUUCCCUGGACUCCAUGCUUGGAGGUUUGGAGCAGGAACUUCAGGACCUUGGCAUUGCCACCGUGCCCAAGGGCUAUUGUGCUUCUUGCCGGAAGCCAAUUGCUGGAAAGGUGAUCCAUGCGCUGGGGCAGUCGUGGCAUCCGGAGCACUUCAUCUGUACUCACUGCAAAAAAGAGCUGGGCUCCAAUCCUUUCUUCGAGCGGAGCGGCUCGGCCUACUGCCCCGAGGACUACCACCACCUGUUCUCGCCGCGUUGUGCCUACUGCGCAGCUCCCAUCCUGGACAGAGUGCUGACGGCAAUGAACCAGACCUGGCACCCGGAGCACUUCUUCUGCGCGCACUGUGGGGAGGUGUUUGGCUCGGAAGGCUUCCACGAGAAGGACAAGAAGCCAUACUGCCGGAAGGACUUCUUGGCCAUGUUCUCGCCCAGGUGCAGUGGCUGUAACCACCCGGUGCUGGAAAACUACCUGUCGGCGAUGGAUACAGUGUGGCACCCAGAGUGCUUCGUGUGCGCGGACUGCUUUAGCAGCUUCUCCUCCGGCUCCUUCUUCGAGCUGGAUGGGCGUCCGUUCUGCGAGCUGCAUUACCACCAGCGACGGGGCACCCUGUGUCGAGGGUGUGGGCAGCCGAUCACUGGCCGCUGCGUCAGCGCCAUGGGGCACAGGUUCCACCCCGAGCACUUCGUGUGUGCCUUCUGCCUGACUCAGCUGUCCAAGGGCGUCUUCCGGGAGCAGAAUGACAAGACCUACUGCCAGCCCUGCUUCAACAAGCUCUUUUCGCUCUAAUCCCAGGCGCCCCCGUCUCUUUAGACAGCCAGUGAGGCCUAAGCCAAGACAGGGAGAAGGGGCGUAGCUCUUCCAACUUUCCUGCUUAAUGGGACGGAAGGUGGUGGGCAGCCAGCUUUAGAUGAUGAGGCUUUUAUGUUCUACUCUUUCCUGAAACCCCGCACUUGGAUUAGUCCCGGAAUUUCCCAUCUAGUUCUUCUGUAGAUGUAUCUUUCAUGCGCAUGAUUCAUCCCAACACCGAGCUUUUAUUUGCGCUGAUGGCUAGACUCCUAUCUUCUUUGGCUCUGAGAGCUAUUCUGCCUCAGCCUUCUCUCACUUCCCAAUUCAUCAUCACUGCCAUUACUAUCUCCUUGCUGCUGGAAAUCACGCUGCCACCCCUAAGCUCUCCGUAUCUCACUUCAGUGUUGUUCUCUUUUUCAAGACGGAGUCAAUUUUAAUCAGUAUUUUUGACAAAUAAAAUAUCUUGCAGUCUUUAUGGUUCAUUGCCAUA
Messenger RNA from Cavia porcellus (domestic guinea pig), 4437 nucleotides. RefSeq names its product leupaxin (gene Lpxn). The transcript has 9 exons. Gene Ontology annotation, biological process: positive regulation of substrate adhesion-dependent cell spreading; cell-cell adhesion; cell-cell junction organization. NCBI's taxonomy places the organism in Eukaryota, Metazoa, Chordata, Mammalia, Rodentia, Caviidae. Gene Ontology annotation, cellular component: cytoplasm; cell-cell junction; focal adhesion. Bases 2802 to 3947 code for a protein of 381 amino acids. The record is from RefSeq and is a predicted model, not a curated record.